Molecule: messenger RNA, 1323 nt
Organism: Syngnathus typhle (broad-nosed pipefish)
Lineage: Eukaryota; Metazoa; Chordata; Actinopteri; Syngnathiformes; Syngnathidae
Product: noelin-3-like
Exons: 4
Coding region: 10-1167 (385 amino acids)
Biological process (GO): signal transduction
Source: RefSeq, a predicted model, not a curated record
GUGCAGAAUAUGUCUCAGUCCAUUGAGGUUCUGAAUAUGCGAACCCAGAGGGAUUUUCAGUCUGUGAUGAAAAUGGAGAACCAAAUGAGGGGCCUGAGGACCAAAUUCAGACAGUUUGAGGAUGAUAGGAAAUCUGUCAUGAGCAGAAACUUCCAGGAGCUUCAAGACAAGAUGGACCAGCUGAAGCCGUUGAUCCCCGUGUUGGAGCAGUACAAAAUGGACGCGACACUCAUCGCCCAAUUCAAAGAGGAGAUCAGGAAUCUCUCAGCGGUGUUAACAAGUAUUCAGGCGGAACUUGGUGUCUACGACUACGAUGAGCUCUAUCAGCGGCUCCUGCAACUGGAUACCAGGCUCCGAAGCUGUAUGGGCAAAUUAACAUGCGGAAAGUUAAUGAAAAUCACCGGGCCUGUUACGCUAAAGAUCUCCGGAACCCGCUUUGGAGCAUGGAUGACCGAUUCACUGGUAUCUUCAAGACACAACAGAGUUUGGUACAUGGACGGUUAUACCAACAGUAAGAUCGUCCGAGAGUUCAAGACCAUGGAGGACUUCUCGGCGGGAGUGGUCGCUCGUACGUAUAGCCUUCCGUUCAAAUGGGAAGGAACCAAUCACGUCGUCUACAACGGCUCACUUUAUUAUAACAAGUACCAGAGCAACAUAAUUGUCAAGUACAGCUUUGAGACAGGCACCGUGCUGGCCCAGCGAGCUUUGGAAUUUGCCGGCUUCCAUAAUAUGUACCCGUAUACGUGGGGAGGAUAUUCAGACAUCGAUGUCAUGGCGGAUGAACUCGGAAUGUGGGUGGCGUAUGCCACCAACCAAAACGCUGGCAACAUGGUCAUUUCUCAAAUCGAUCCGGACACCUUACAUGUCCUGAAAACUUGGAACACGGAAUACUCCAAAAGGAACGCGGGGGAGUCGUUCAUGAUCUGCGGGACGCUUUAUAUCACCAACUCGCAUCUGUCUGGAGCAAAAGUUUACUAUGCGUACUCCACAAAGACUUCAACGUAUGAGUACAUAGACAUUCCAUUCUUCAAUCAGUACUUCCAUAUCUCCAUGCUUGACUACAAUGCCAGAGAGAGAGUGCUCUAUGCUUGGAAUAAUGGACACCAGGUCAUAUUCAACAUCACCUUGUUCCAUGUCAUAGAAACAGAUGAUGACUCUAAAAAGUGAGAUAAACAUUUACAAAUUGUUGAACCUGGAGCAUUGUGUGGUUCAGAUUUUUAACUUCAAGACUCUGAAAUGGAGCAUGGAAAGUAACUCGUUCAGAACCAUUGAUGGUUAUAGACGUCAAAGAUAUUAACUGGGUUGGUAGUGAAUGAGUUAAUG